AUGGAUGGUAAUACUCAGAAAAAAGCCGGAAAAGAAGGCACCGCCAAACGCCCGCCAACAACUCCGAAUAAGAGUGAGACGAAGAAAGUGAAAACCGGUGAGAUGGACACUGAGCCAGAACUUUCAAACACUUCCCUGCUGAUGGCCAUUCAAGCCUCUCUGCAGUCUCUUAUUGAGCGUUUUGACAAACAAGACAAGAAGCUUGAUGACAUGACUACUAUAAUCAAAGAACACAGUGAGAGCAUUGCUUUCAAUAUGACAGAGAUAGAGGAGUGCAAAAAACAAACGGCCGAGAUGAAAAGUGCAAUGGCAGCGCUAACCCGGGAAAACAAUGAGCUGCGUGAGAGAGUCAAAGGUGUUGAAAGAUACAAGCGCAGGUGGAAUCUCCGAAUUAACGGGCUGAGGGAAAGAGAAGGUGAAAAUGUAAGGCAGGAUGUCAUCAAUCUCUUAUGCCGCAUUUCACCACAACUUGCCCCAAAGAUGGAAGAGGCUGUGGAUACGGUUCAUCGGCUAGGGAGAAAAUUUGACAACAAGCCACGUCAAGUUAUAAUGCAGUUUGUCAAGCGAGUUGACCGGGACCACGUAUGGAGAGCGACAAACAAGCAUAAGAUCUGUGAGGAGCUGAAAAUACACUUCGUGGAGGACAUGAUAAAGGAGGACAAGCUGGCUCGGGAUGCUGUGUGGCCCAUCAUCGCCAAGGCGAGGAAGGAGGGGAAGAAGGCGGGCUUCAAAGGUCCCUACGCGUAUUUGGAAGGGAAACGGGUUACGGCUGCUGAGUGA
Messenger RNA from Knipowitschia caucasica, 780 nucleotides. The record is from the annotation of a GenBank genome assembly. NCBI's taxonomy places the organism in Eukaryota, Metazoa, Chordata, Actinopteri, Gobiiformes, Gobiidae.